AUGGUCAAUGCCCGCUUAGUGUUUGAGUUGGAAAAACAUGGAUACAUCUCACCGUUGCAGAGUGGCUUCCGACGAGGACGCUCAACAUUUGAUAACAUAGUUCUUCUGGAGACACAAAUUCGUAAUGCCUUUGUUCGCAGGAAUCAUCUUGUUUCCAUCUUCUUCGAUAUUGAAAAGGCUUACGAUCGUACGUGGCGUUACGGUAUUCUUCAAACACUUUUAAAUUUGGAUUUUAGAGGAAACCUCCCUGUUUUUAUUGAAAAUUUUUUGACUACUCGGAUAUUUCGUGUACGUGUCGGUAAUUUUUAUUCCGAUCCUUUUAUCCAAGCUGAGGGUGUUCCACAAGGAAGUGUCCUCAGUGUUACGCUUUUUAUAACUCACUUUAGCGAAAUUCUACAGCAACUUCCAUCAUCUGUUCAAGGGACACUAUAUGUUGACGAUUUGCAGAUUUCUGCUCAAGGCUGUAAUAUGCACUUGAUUGAAAGGCAACUGCAGAAUGCAGUGAACAAACUAGUUUCCUGGUGUGAAAGAAAUGGGCACACUCUUUCUCCAGAAAAGAGUCGUUGCGUACAUUUCUACCGGAAACGAAACAUGCACCCAGAUCCUAUAAUUAACAUUCAAGGAAACGCCAUUCCUGUUGAGGAUGACGUGCGAUUCUUGGGAGUGAUUUUUGACAAAAGACUCACUUUCCUUCCGCAUAUUCUAUAUCUGCGAAAGAAGUGUGAGAAAUCUCUUAAUAUCCUAAAAGUGCUGUCAAAUACUUCAUGGGGAGCCGAUCGCCCAUCCCUUCUCCGAAUAUACCAAGCCGUUAUUUUAUCCCGUAUAGAUUACGGUUGCAUGAUAUAUGGUUCUGCACGCCCUUCUGUUUUACGCAGGCUUGAUACGGUGCAUCAUUCUGCCCUGAGAAUUUGCUCUGGUGCUUUCCGCACAUCACCUGUAGAAAGCUUAUAUGUCAUCUGCAAUCAAAUGCCUCUAGAUCUGCGACGUCGGAAAUUAAUUGCACAAUAUUAUUUCCGAGUGCAGUCGAUUCCGAAACACCCUGUUAGGCAGUUGUCUCUACCAGUUGGUCUUCGUAGACUAUACGAUGCACGCCCCUCUCACAUUCUUCCCUAUUGUGAGAGAGUAAAAAUUCUGCUGAAUGAUUCGGGACUCCAUGAGACUACAAUUCAACCUAUUAAUUACUUUUCUUUCCCACCUUGGGAUACUCCAAAUUUCUCAUUCUUGAACCCGUUUACCGGAUUUGACAAAUCCACAACAGCACCUAUUAUCUUUCAGAAGCUCUUUCAAGAUCAUCGCAGCCAGUAUUAUUCGUACACAGAAGUAUUCACUGAUGCGUCAAAAUCUAAUAGUCAUGUCGGUAGUGGUGUUGUUUUACCUACUCAGACAUAUAGCUACAGUUUGCCCACAUCAUUCUCUGUUUUGACUGCUGAAUUGGUUGCAAUAACACAUGCCCUUGAAGUGAUUUCAACUUCUUGUACACGCACCUUUUGCAUCUACACUGACAGCAAGAGUGCUUUGGAAUCUCUUUCCAAUUUCAGUUAUUUAAUGCAUCCGGUUGCUUUGGAAAUCCUGGUUUUUCUUCAAUCCCUUGAAAACAAAGGGUUCGAAAUUCUAUUCUGCUGGGUUCCGAGCCAUGUCGGAAUACCUGGAAAUGAAAUGGCAGAUGCUGCAGCAAAAUCCUCAAGCACUUUUCAUGAGCUAGCGCUUCCGCAUGGCGAUGCAAAGACAUGUUUUGCUCGGCACGUUCACAUGUUGUGGCAACGAUCUUGGGAUCAGCAGAUUUCUAAUAAGCUGCAUUCUCUCCAACCAAUGAUUCGCUUAUGGCCUACCAUUCCAGUGCGUGGGCUUGAUGUAAAAUUGGUUCAGCUCCGCAUUGGUCAUACACGAUUCAGCCAUAAACACCUUUUAUUUGGUGAACCAUGUCCAAAAUGCACGACAUGCCAUACAGUUUUAAGUGUACGUCAUGUUUUAAUCGAUUGUCCUGCUUUUAAUAAUCAACGGUUACGAUUUUUUAAUACAGUGUCUAUAGACAUGCUUGAACUACUGGGUGAGAAACCUCACUCUAACAUUUUUAAAUUUCUGCAGACCAUUGGUUUGAUGCAUUUUAUUUAA
Messenger RNA from Argiope bruennichi, 2112 nucleotides. RefSeq lists its product as uncharacterized. Bases 1 to 2112 code for a protein of 703 amino acids. NCBI's taxonomy places the organism in Eukaryota, Metazoa, Arthropoda, Arachnida, Araneae, Araneidae. Gene Ontology annotation, molecular function: nucleic acid binding; RNA-DNA hybrid ribonuclease activity. The transcript has a single exon. The record is from RefSeq and is a predicted model, not a curated record.